Condylostylus longicornis is the source of this 1075-nucleotide messenger RNA. RefSeq names its product survival motor neuron protein (gene Smn). The record is from RefSeq and is a predicted model, not a curated record. The coding region runs from base 336 to 932 and encodes 198 amino acids. NCBI's taxonomy places the organism in Eukaryota, Metazoa, Arthropoda, Insecta, Diptera, Dolichopodidae. The transcript is spliced from 2 exons.
AAUUCGUCAGCUGUGAACUGUCACUUUCUCUUUGGGUUCAGGCCUGUAUUUCUGUCGGCCGUGGUUUAAAGAGUUUCCAAUUUUUGUGAAGUAAAAUUUAGUGUUUAAAAUUUUUACCUGUCAAAACAUACAAAAUCUGAUGUCAAACCAGUAUAUAGACUUUUGUCAGACUCAGGUUAAAUAAGUUAAAUCGUAGUUUUGUUGCAUAUGCAAACAGUAACUGAUAUAUUUACUUAAUUGGAGGCAAAACAAUUUGCAAAUUUUGUUACGAAUCAAAUCAAUAAAUAUUUAAUUUUGGUGGUAUAAUUUUGUUAGACGAAGUUAUUCUAGGAUAAAUGGCUUCUGAUUCAGAUAUUUGGGAUGACACAUUAUUAAUAAAGGCUUAUGAUAAUUCUGCCAAACUUGCUAAAUCGGAAAUAGCCAAGAGAAUAGCAUCUGCCACAAACUCAAGCGAUAGAAACUCUAAACAAAACCAACCAAAUCAAUCUGCGGAAUGUGUUAGCUAUAACAUUGGCGAUUAUGUACGAGCUACUUAUGAAGAUGAAAUGGAUUAUGAAGCUAAAAUUAUUGCUAUUGAUAGAGAAACAAAAAAAUGCACCAUUAGAUAUAUAGGAUAUGAUAAUGAACAAGAUGUGAGCAUAUGUGAUUUAGUGCCCUCUUGGGGGAAAAAAGCUCGGAAAAUCCAAUUUGCCAAAGCUAAAAACGACAAAGGUCACAGGAAAAAGGAAAGAAUAAACGUUUCUUUGCCAAAUUACAACCUACCACCUCCACCUCCAAUACCCCCAAUGCUUAAUGAACUUAAUGAAGAUUCUGAAAACAUUUCAGCCAUGUUAAUGUCUUGGUAUAUGAGUGGUUAUUACACAGGAUUAUAUCAAGGUCAAAAAAUGGUGAAAUCAAAACUAAAACAUAAGAAACCACAUGAAAUUGUGUAAAAUCGUCGUCGAAUUAUUUUCUUCAUAUUUAUGCAAAGUCAACUUAAAAUUAUCAAUGUAAACUCAAUUACAUACUUAAGCAAAUAAAUAUAAAACACUCAUUGAUAUAAAAUUUUUACAUCUAAUUUUUUUUCACUGGAUGC